GGAGAGACGGGUGUACACCCUGUACCCAUGCAUCCAGGCACGCCUUCGUGAGUCAACCCCGACAGGGAGCUCUCCAGGGGGACACGGCCCGCGCGAAUUGACCGGGACGCCCCUCGCCGGUGCUCGAUGGAGCGGGGCUGCGGCGCGGAAAGUGACGAGCUUGCCCCUGACAUUGCUUCUCGGAAACAGAGUGUCUGUCUCGCCCUGCAUGGGGGAAUCAAACCCCGACCACCAACAUGACUCCCUGUUCCUUUGCUGUCAUCCAUGGCGAUGACGCUGUUUCUUUAUAUUAUAUUAUCCUCUCCGCUGCACGCACGCCCCGAUAUAAAUUCGUCUGCACGCAUUGCCUUUGAUACAUCGGCAUCGAAGAAAAAGAACCCACAAUCGCGUCGCUCUUCCUGCCCCGAAAGAAAGAGAAAAGCUUCCGACCUUUUGGCCCGUACAUCCAUCCAGUCAUGGCCGGCGGCGUCGCGAAGAGGGUGGAGUUCGAGGACAUGUUGCCGGCGAUGGCGGAGAAGCUGGGCGGGGAGGGGCUGAUCCGGGAGCUGUGCAAUGGGUUCGAGCUCCUGAUGGACAGGGACCGGGGGGUGAUCACGCUCGAGAGCCUGAGGAGGAACAGCGCGGUUCUGGGACUCCAGGACCUGGCGGACGACGAGCUCGCCAGCAUGCUCCGGGAGGGCGACGUGGACGGCGACGGCGUGCUGAGCCAGAUGGAGUUCUGCGUCCUCAUGUUCCGGCUGAGCCCGGAGCUGAUGGAGCAGUCGAGGGCGUGGUUCGAAGAGAUCGUGGAGGAGGAGUUCAGGCGAGGGAGGAAGCAGUCGUCGUCGUGAAGGGUACGGUUUUCCGGGGCAAAAGAAGAUCGGAGAAGGAAAGGGGAAGAGAGAAGAUGAGAGAAGAAUUCAUAGACAUGGAGAGAGCGAGCCAUCUGAAUCCGAUUCCUCUCUCUAGUCUUUCCCUCUGUACUUAUGUGCUCUUUUUUUCGAAUUUUUUUCAUUGAUUUAUGUUGAAUUUGGGACAAAUCAAGAACAACAUCAAGCAAUAAAACGAUGGAUUUACGG
Molecule: messenger RNA, 1058 nt
Organism: Eucalyptus grandis
Lineage: Eukaryota; Viridiplantae; Streptophyta; Magnoliopsida; Myrtales; Myrtaceae
Product: calcium-binding protein PBP1
Exons: 1
Coding region: 456-830 (124 amino acids)
Molecular function (GO): calcium ion binding
Source: RefSeq, a predicted model, not a curated record